Tilletiopsis washingtonensis is the source of this 2015-nucleotide messenger RNA. RefSeq names its product acetyl-CoA synthetase-like protein. Gene Ontology annotation, molecular function: CoA-ligase activity. The record is from RefSeq and is a predicted model, not a curated record. The coding region runs from base 6 to 1922 and encodes 638 amino acids. NCBI's taxonomy places the organism in Eukaryota, Fungi, Basidiomycota, Exobasidiomycetes, Entylomatales. The transcript has 8 exons.
CCGCCAUGUUCGCCUCGCCGCACCCUGCGCUGCACCUGCCGCAGUGUGCGCUGCCCGCGCUGCUGCUGGCGCCCGCCGCACCGGACGCCUCGCUCGCACCCGGCACCGACGCCGCGCGCCUCGAGGCGCCGCUCUUCUUCCCGCCGCCGGCGGCCUCCGACGCGGCCACGCGGCCACAGGCGCAUCCGCUGAGCGUGCGCCAGCUGGCACGCGAUGCAUAUGCCGUUGCCGCCGCGCUGCUCGACGAGCAGGCGAUGCGCGACGCCGGCGGGCCGCUGCGCCGCGGCGACGUCGUGGCGCUCUUCUCGGGCAACCAGCACGACUAUCUGCUCGUCGUGCUCGCCAUCCAGCUGGCCGGCGGCGUGCCCGCGCUGUGCAAUCCGGCGUACACGGCGCGCGAGCUGGCGCACCAGCUGCGCAUGGUGCAGGCGCGUGCCGUGUUCGCCUCGUCGAUCGCGCCGCCGGGCAAGAGCUCGCCGCUCGACGUCGCACGCAACGCCACAGCACUGGCGCGCGACGCCGGCCAGGACGGCGCCGGCUUCGAGGCGCUGGCGCACGACGUGGCGCUGUGGGCGUGGGAGGAGGAGCGGCCCGACAGCUGGCUCGCCUCGCUGCUGCCGCGCGGCCGCGAGCUGGGCGAGGCGGGCAAGGCGGCGGUGCAGCAGCGCGCCGCCGAGGUGCAGCCGCAGGACACGGCCGUGCUGUGCUUCAGCUCUGGCACGUCCGGCACGCCAAAGGCCGUGUGCCUGCCGCACUCGGCGCUCGUGGCCAACACCAUCCAGGCGUCGUUCCUGCUGCACGACCGCAUGAACAAGCCGCUGCUCGACGGGCGCAAGGAGCAUCCCGAGGGCAAGGGCUGGUACGACACGGCGGGGCAGGGCACGAGCAAGGGCUCGCUGCUCGGGCGCGUCAAGCGCCGCCUCUCGCUCGGCGCCGAGGGCCUCGAGUCGAAGAACCGCGGGCGGCCCGAGUUCCACCAGGACGUGCUGCCGCAGUUCCACUGCUACGGCCUGCUCGUCACGUUUGUUGCGCUGCACACGGCCACGCCGCGCGUCGUGCUGCCGCGCUUCGACCUGCGCACCUUUCUCUCCGUCGUGCAGGAGCGCAAGGUGACGUUUGCCUUCAUCGUGCCGCCGAUCCUGCUCGCGCUCGCCAAGUCGCCGCUCAUCGACGAGUACGACAUCUCAAGUCUCUGGCGCGUCGCCAGCGGCGCCGCGUCGCUCGCCGACGAGCUGGCGCAGAAGGUGUAUCGGCGGCUCGGCAUCCGCGCCACGGACGGAUACGGCAUGACCGAGAUGAGCCCCAUCAUCUGCAUGCAGACGCUCGCCGACAUCAAGGUCGCCCCAGGCAGCGUCGGCGUGCUGGCGCCAAACACCAGGGCCAAGGUCAUCGGCCCGGAAGGCCAGGAGCUGUCGUACGAGCAAGAAGGCGAGCUGCUGCUGCAGGGCCCGCAGAUGAUGUCGGGCUACCUGCACAACGCCGCCGCCAACGCCGAGGCCUUCUUUCCCUCGCCCGAGGCGACGCCCGAGGCGCGCUGGCUGCGCACGGGCGACAUUGUGCGCAUCAGCAGGGCCGGCUACGUCACCAUCACCGACCGGCAGAAGGACGUCAUCAAGGCCAAGGGCUUCCAGGUGUCGCCCGCGGAGCUGGAGGCGCUGCUCUUCCGCGACGACUCGAUCGCAGACGUGGCCGUCGUGGGCGUGCGCGACCCCAAGGAUGACAGCGAGCUUGUGUGGGCGUUUGUCGUGCCCAAGAGCAAGCCGGCCGACGAGAAGGCCGCGGCCGAGCAGAUCAUGCAGCGCGUCAACUCCGACGUGGCCGGCUACAAGCGCAUCAAGGGCGUCACCUUCAUCGAGGAGGUGCCCAAGAGCGCCGCGGGCAAGGUGCUCAAGCGCGAGCUGCGCGAAAAGGCCAAGCCAUGAGAUCUCUCGCCGUGACGCUCCCGCAUACCCCCCUGUAUCCUUAUGCUCCGCUGCCCUAAUGUGCUACUGCCUGGAUUGCCCAUCUCACUCCUG